This is a messenger RNA of Drosophila elegans, 396 nucleotides long. Its product is annotated as keratin-associated protein 19-2. The transcript has a single exon. The record is from RefSeq and is a predicted model, not a curated record. Bases 50 to 319 code for a protein of 89 amino acids. NCBI's taxonomy places the organism in Eukaryota, Metazoa, Arthropoda, Insecta, Diptera, Drosophilidae.
CGAUCAACAGUCUCAAACGGAAAGAUCUAAAGUAAACAAGCCAACCAAAAUGCGAGCUGCCGUCGUGUUCGUCGUUGUGAUUUUCGCACUCCUCAGUGCCUUGGAGGCUGUGCCCGCUCCCCAGUUUGGAUACGGUGGAUUCGGUGGCGGAUAUCCUGGCGGCUAUGGCGGUUAUGGCGGCUACGGCGGUUAUCCCGGCGGAUACGGAGGCGGAUAUCCCGGCUUCGGAGGCGGCUACAACCGCGGAUUCGGCGGCGCCAGUGCCUCGGCAUCCUCCUCGGCCUCUGCCGGAGGCUUCGGCGGCAACUAUUACGGAUAAAGCCCUGUAGAAACAUAUGUAUUCCUUUUAAUAUUUAAAAUUAAUAAACCAAAUUCAAUAUUCUUGUGACUCCAAAA